Temnothorax curvispinosus is the source of this 1060-nucleotide messenger RNA. Its product is annotated as ceramide-1-phosphate transfer protein. Gene Ontology annotation, biological process: intermembrane lipid transfer; ceramide transport. The transcript is spliced from 4 exons. The coding region runs from base 1 to 636 and encodes 211 amino acids. The record is from RefSeq and is a predicted model, not a curated record. Gene Ontology annotation, molecular function: ceramide 1-phosphate transfer activity; ceramide 1-phosphate binding. Gene Ontology annotation, cellular component: cytosol; cytoplasm; membrane. Lineage: Eukaryota; Metazoa; Arthropoda; Insecta; Hymenoptera; Formicidae.
AUGGCGGAGGGGCCGGAAUUAAGUUUCUUCGAUUUACGAACGGUACACGAUCAUUUUGAUCAAGCUCUCGUGGAAAAUGAUGAUGUCGAUCUAAAAGCAUACUUAGAGGCCUACAAUGAACUAUACAAAUUUUUUCAGCUGAUGGGCAGUGUCUUCAGCUUUGUCUCUUCUGAUCUGAAGCAAAAGAUAGACGUCUUGACUGACUUGAUAAAUAAAAACACUCAGAACUAUACGACUAUUAAAUCUAUGAUUGAAUAUGAGAGAGAAAACAAACUUUUAGAGAAAGCCGAUUUUGUCAAUGGCUCACGUACUUUAUUGCGACUACAUAGAGGUUUAGAUUUUAUUAGAGAAUUUUUACAACAACUGAAUGAUCUCACAGACAUUGAUAAAACAGUUUGUUGUUGUCAAGACGCAUAUAACAAAACUCUGGCCAAGCAUCAUUCAUGGGUGAUCAGAAAAGCUGCAAUAGUUGCGAUGUACACUAUGCCUACUAGAGAGGCUUUAUUCAAAAAGGUUUGUGGUGAAAAUGUUCAGCGGAACAUAGACAUUUUGCCCAAAAUGUUGGAGGUGACUGCCGACGUGUUCAACCGCACUGACAGCAUUUAUAAAACUUACCAAUUGCAUACUCUACCGUAAGCGAUCACAGCAAAUAAAAACAAUAUUUUAUCUGAUCUUUUGAGUUUUUGAAGCACGGCACGUGGCAUUUCGCAUAUUCGAGAUAUUGUGAUAUUACUGCAUUACGAUAUUAUCAAUUGUAUAGUUAAUUUUGAAUAAAUAAGUAUGCUUAUUUUUGGGAUUAUGUAUUGCUUUAUAAUCGAUAUAUGUACAAUUAUUAUACUGACGACGUACAAAUAAUGGCACAAGCGUACAAUAAGUAUAUCACUUAUGUAAUGUGACCUUGUCAAUUUAACUUAGGAUGUGUUAUUGCGCUCGAAAUUUAUUUUACUAGGUUUAAGCAUCGUUUCCGGUCAGACUCGAUCUUGUGUGUGUGCUAUUUAUAAACUAUAUUUUGAUGUUGUAUAAAAACUUAUUACUGAUAAAAAGAAUGUAACAAAAUUUA